CCGACCGUCGAAGAGGACAGUCUCUCUCCGCCUCCGCUACCAACCAGCUGAUCCUCAGCAGGCAAACAGUUUCGCCCACUAGUUUCAGUUUAUUUUCGGUCAGAUAUGUGCUAAUAAUCGCGCGAGUGCCAACCAAUUGUGCCGGCCAUUCCGCAGUGCAAGUGAUCGUCUUCCCAAAACGAAGGGGAAGAUUCUUUCGGCAGGCCGAAGAGCACAAUGAAAUCAAAGUACGAGAACAUGAAGAUCAUCUACAAUCGUAGCAAGAUCGGCUGGUAUUGGGCUCCCCUGUUUGUGUCCUGUUGGUUCCUGCUCUUCUACCUGGUGGUGAUUCCCAGUUUCCAUCGCAUGCCAAAGCUGAAAACCCUCGAGGAUGAGCGCCAGCAGCCGGGUCAAUUUAUCGGGGAACGGGCAGAGAACACCCUACUGAGGCUCUCGAAGAUCGGACCCAAGGUCGUGGGCAGUGCGGCCAAUGAACAGGUGGCCGUUCAGUUCUUGCUCAGCGAAAUCAGAGACAUCAUAGACGAUGCGCGACUGGAUCUCUACGACAUCGAAAAGGAUGUCCAGGUCGCCUCCGGAAACUAUCUGCUCUGGUCCAUGGUCAAUGUGUAUCAGAGCAUCCAGAAUGUGGUGGUAAAGCUGUCGCCCAGGAAUGCCACCAGUGAGGCCGCUCUCUUGAUCAAUACCCACUUUGAUUCAGUGCCGGGAAGCUCGGGAGCCGGAGAUGCCGGCAUGAUGUGUGUGGUCAUGCUGGAGGUGCUGCGGGUAAUCACCAAGUUCGAGACCCCGCUCACCUACUCGGUGGUGUUCCUUUUCAACGGAGCCGAGGAGAAUCCACUGCAGGGCAGCCACGCGUUCAUCACCCAGCAUCCUUGGGCCCAGAACGUCAAAGCGGUUAUGAACUUGGAUUCGGCGGGAAGUGGUGGACGGGAAAUUCUGUUUCAAUCCGGACCCGAUCAUCCUUGGCUGAUGAAGUACUACGGCAAAAACAUAGUUCAUCCAUUUGCCUCCACUAUCGGAGAGGAAUUGUUUCAGAAUGGCUUUGUGCCCUCAGAGACGGACUAUCGCGUGUUCCGCGACUACGGCCAUAUACCCGGUCUCGAUAUGGCGCAGACUUUGAAUGGCUAUGUGUACCACACCAAAUAUGAUCGCUUUAAUCUCAUCCCGCGGCGCACUUAUCAAUUGACUGGCGAAAAUAUCUUGGCUCUGGUCAAGGCCCUGGCGAAUGCUGAAGAGCUGGAGAAUCCAUCGAAAUACGCCGAGGGUCAUAUGAUAUUCUUUGACAUGAUGGGCUGGUUCUUUGUGUAUUAUCCGGAGAGCACGGGUGUCAUCAUCAAUAUAUCCGUGUGUGUCCUGGUGUGCAUUACGAUUGUGGCAUACAUCUGGAUGAUGUCCAGCAGCACGGGAAUGUUCCGCCGACGGAUCUGGGCAAAGUUUGGCAUUCUGACGGCUCUCCAGGUGGCAGGAGUAGCCUUGGGCAUUGGCCUGGUCAUGUCGAUAGCCCUGUUCCUGGACGCAGUGAAUCUUCCAAUGUCCUGGUUUUCCCAGAACUGGAUGCUCUUCGGUCUGUACUUCUGUCCCAUGAUAUUUGGCAUGGGCAUAGUGCCGGCUAUUUACUUUAGUCGCACCAAAGAGCAUGGUUUGCCUUUGGGCUAUGGCAUUCAGCUGUUGAUGCAUUCGCAUUGCCUGAUCUUGACCGUUGUCACCGCCAUAAUGGUCAGCUAUAGUAUUCGCUCGGCCUUUAUCAUAAUGCUCUGCAUAGGUUUCUAUACACUAUCCGUGCUGAUCAACAUGAUCACUAAGGCCCAUAAAACUAAUUUCCUUUGGCUCAUACCGCACUGCACUUGCCAAGUGUUGCCCUUCAUGUUCUAUACCUACUGCUGCUAUGCCUUCUAUGUGGUUUUUGUGCCGAUGCAGGGACGCGAGUGUAAUACCAAUCCAGAGAUUCUAAUGGGUUUCUUUACGGCACUGAUGGUCCUGCUAUUUGCACCCUUUCUGGUGCCCUUGUUCUGCCUGUUCCGCAAGUCGAAAACGAUUAUCUCAAUGUUUGGCGUUUGUACGGUGGUAUUCAUUAUAUUUGCUGCCACACCGAUUGCCUUUCCUUACGUCGAGAAAACGGCUGCUCAACGAUUCUUCGCUGUGCACACAGCCCGGACCUUCCAUAACGGCGAUGCAGCGAGCACAGUUAGCCACACGGAUUCGGGAUACUUUGUCCUUCCGGUCGAUCGUCGUCCACACACUGUGGACGAUAUUCUGUUCGAGAACACCAACUUCACAAAGGCAGAACGUAUGGACUGUGAUUCGGAGCUCAUGUGCGGCUAUCCCAUAUACAGUUCGCGCUGGCUGAAUGCAGUUGACAACAGCUAUUUUGUACCCGGGCCCGAACCCAAUAAGGCUUAUAUUCCUACGCUGACCAUUUUGGAUAAAACGAGUAGUUCGGCAACGAAUAUUAAAUUUGAUCUGGAGAUCUCAGGACCAGAUCACACGAGCAUAUUCAUUCUGCCCUUAAACGACACCAAACUAGUGGAUUGGUCGUUCACCAAAGAGCCGAUUAAAAACAAUGUAAAGCCUCCUUAUUAUGUGUACUGGUCAUACGCAUUGGAUCCCAAGCCCCUGCAGUUUUCACUGGAAUUCGAGCACGACGAUCCAGAUUGGUCGGGUGGCACUUUUAAAAUAGCCCUCAUGGGCCACCGAAUACACGACGACAUGUUCAUAACGGAGGACUUCAGGGAGUUCUUGGCCACAUUUCCACCAUGGGCGCAUGUUAGCUCCUGGCUUGGAUCCUACAACAGUUGGCAACUUUAAGCCUGGGCCAUCCCAAUCCCCUUUUUUUUGCCAUGACACCUAAGCUACUGUUAACUUUGGUACUACUAGUUGGUCUUACCAAAAACCCUAAUCCAACGAACAAAGUGUCAAUGCCCUUGGCACACCUUAACUUGUACUUGUAUUUACAAUUAGACCAGUGUAGUUACUACUUUGUAAUUUUAUUAAAAUAUACUAUAAAUUAUUUAUUAA
Drosophila elegans is the source of this 3012-nucleotide messenger RNA. Its product is annotated as endoplasmic reticulum metallopeptidase 1. Gene Ontology annotation, biological process: proteolysis. Gene Ontology annotation, molecular function: metalloexopeptidase activity. The record is from RefSeq and is a predicted model, not a curated record. The coding region runs from base 217 to 2802 and encodes 861 amino acids. The transcript is spliced from 11 exons. NCBI's taxonomy places the organism in Eukaryota, Metazoa, Arthropoda, Insecta, Diptera, Drosophilidae.